Neopsephotus bourkii (Bourke's parrot) is the source of this 252-nucleotide messenger RNA. RefSeq names its product keratin-associated protein 4-5-like. NCBI's taxonomy places the organism in Eukaryota, Metazoa, Chordata, Aves, Psittaciformes, Psittacidae. The coding region runs from base 1 to 252 and encodes 83 amino acids. The transcript has a single exon. The record is from RefSeq and is a predicted model, not a curated record.
AUGCCCAACGGAGGCUGCGGAUGCUGCGGUGGAAGUAAUAACUGCACCGUGUGCUGCUACAGCACCAAGAAGUCAUGCUGCAAGACACCAAUGUGCUGCCAGCCCAUGCAGUGCUGCCAGCCCAUGCAGUGCUGCCAGCCAAUGCAGUGCUGCUGCCCCACCACUUGCUGCAUGCCCAUGCAGACCUGCUGCUACACCAUGAGCAACAACAGUGGCUGCUGCGGUAGCAGCAGUGGCUGCUGUGGAAACUAA